AUGCCCCUCGAAUCACCAAUGGUCCAAGAAACCUCUCGAAGAGUAGAAGAGAUAAUCAAUGAUCUCCACCAGGGAAAUCAUAUAGACGCAAUGACAAAGAAGUGGCUUUCUCAAACACCUAGCCCACCGUGUAUACCAUUUUUUUACACGCUAACAAAGAUUCACAAACCAGUUUCAUCUGGUAGACCUAUAAUUUCGGGCUGCGAUGGCCCAACAGAACGUAUAUCAUCAUUUUUAGACCACAUCCUACAGCCUAUCGCUAAAGUACAAAAAUCCUACCUCAAAGAUACCACACAGUUUAUCAACUUUAUAGAAAAGAGGAAAGUUCCAAACAAUGCGAUCCUAGUUUCAAUGGAUGUUACCAGCCUGUACACCAAUAUUCCUCAAGAAGAAGGAAUAAACACUGUAUGCAAAGCAUAUGAAGCCUUCUAUAAGAACGACACACCCAUUCCUACAAAUUCACUCAGAGGCUUGCUUAGACUUAUACUACAGGAGAACUCCUUCCAGUUCAAUGGACGAAACUAUCUCCAGACUCAUGGUACCGCAAUGGGAAAAAAAGUGGCAGUUCCUUUUGCCAACAUCUUUAUGUCCACGGUAGAAACAGAAAUUAUCAAUAAAAGCAAGAUAAAACCCCUCGAGUGGAAAAGAUACAUCGAUGACGUGUUCUCCCUGUGGGACACAAACAGAGAGAAAAUAGACCAAUUCAUUUUAGAAGCAGACAGGCACCAUCCUACCAUAAAAUUCACGGCUGAAAUAUCAGAAGAGAAAACAAACUUCCUAGACACUACUAUCUUUAAAGGCGAGAGAUUCUACAAAGAUUCAAUCUUUGACAUCCGUACGCACUUUAAACCGACUGAGACAUUUCAAUACACGCAUUUUGCCUCCUGUCACGCUCCAGGCGUGAAAAAAGGAUUUAUCAAAGGCGAAGCCCUUAGGCUUCUUAGAACCAACUCUUCAAAGGCAACAUUUGAAGAAAACAUU
Molecule: messenger RNA, 981 nt
Organism: Porites lobata
Lineage: Eukaryota; Metazoa; Cnidaria; Anthozoa; Scleractinia; Poritidae
Source: the annotation of a GenBank genome assembly